Cinclus cinclus is the source of this 1273-nucleotide messenger RNA. RefSeq names its product CTD nuclear envelope phosphatase 1 (gene CTDNEP1). Gene Ontology annotation, molecular function: protein serine/threonine phosphatase activity. The annotation marks the transcript as partial. The transcript is spliced from 6 exons. NCBI's taxonomy places the organism in Eukaryota, Metazoa, Chordata, Aves, Passeriformes, Cinclidae. The record is from RefSeq and is a predicted model, not a curated record.
AUGGCGGCCAUGGCGGCGCUGGCGGCGGCGCUGGCGGCGGCCCCGGCUGAGCCUCGUUGAGGGCCGGGACAACCCCAAAACCGGCCCGAGACCCCCCCCCCCGGUAGCGCCUCCGUCCGAGGGGGGGGCCGCAGGAGGCGGAGGGGCCGCGGUGAAGCUGGCGGAGCUGGGGCGCGCCGGGGCCGCGGCCGGUACCGGGGCCGGUACCGGGAUGAUGCGCAGUCAGUGCCUGCUCGGCCUCCGCUCUUUCGUGGCCUUCGCCGCUAAACUGUGGAGUUUCGUGUUGUACCUGCUGAGGAGGCAGGCCCGCACGGUGAUCCAGUACCAGACCGUGCGUUACGACGUUCUGCCCCUGUCCCCAAUCUCCAGGAACCGCCUCAACCAGGUGAAGAGGAAGAUUCUGGUUCUGGACCUGGACGAGACCUUGAUCCACUCCCACCACGACGGAGUCCUGAGACCCACGGUGCGGCCCGGGACCCCCCCCGACUUCAUCCUCAAGGUGGUGAUUGACAAACACCCCGUCAGGUUCUUCGUGCACAAACGACCCCACGUGGAUUUCUUCCUGGAGGUGGUGAGCCAGUGGUACGAGCUGGUCGUGUUCACGGCCUCCAUGGAGAUCUACGGCUGCGCCGUGGCCGACAAGCUCGACAACAACCGCAGCAUCCUCAACCGCCGCUACUACAGACAGCACUGCACUCUGGAGCUGGGCAGUUACAUCAAGGACCUGUCGGUGGUGCACAGCGACCUGUCCAGCAUCGUCAUCCUGGACAACUCACCUGGCGCCUACAGGAGCCACCCAGGUACCCCAAAUAGUCCUGAAAUAUUCCCGAAAAUAUUCCCGAAACGUCCCGAAAAUCCCCGUCCUGAAAUUCCACCAAAAUCCCCGGAAAUCCCCCCAAAAAUCCCGCCCAAAAAUCCCCCCAAAAAUCGCUCUUGGAACCUGCAGGAGCCACCCAGGUACCCCAAAGUAUUCCCAAAAAAUAUUCCCAAAAAUAUACCUGAAAUAUUCCCGAAAUGUUCCAAAGUAUUCCCAAAAAUAUUCCCGAAAUGUCCCGAAAAUCCCCGUCCUGAAAUUCCACCAAAAUCCCCGGAAAUUCCCCAAAAAUCCCACCCAAAAAUUUCCUUCUGGAGCGUGCAGGAGCCACCCAGGUACCCCCAAAUAUUCCCAAAAAUAUUCCCGAGAAAUUAUUCCCGAAAUGUUCCCAAAAUUCCUCGUCCUGAAAUUCCCAAAUUUCCCCUCAAAAUCCCACCCAAAAAUUCCCCCCUUGGGACC